Messenger RNA from Trachemys scripta elegans, 972 nucleotides. Its product is annotated as olfactory receptor 6M1-like. The record is from RefSeq and is a predicted model, not a curated record. The transcript has a single exon. Gene Ontology annotation, biological process: G protein-coupled receptor signaling pathway. Bases 1 to 972 code for a protein of 323 amino acids. Gene Ontology annotation, cellular component: membrane. Gene Ontology annotation, molecular function: olfactory receptor activity; G protein-coupled receptor activity. Lineage: Eukaryota; Metazoa; Chordata; Testudines; Emydidae.
AUGGAUCCUGCUCGGAGGACCCCAGUGAAUCAGUCUUCAGCGGCAAUCACUGAGGUUGUCCUUCUUGGUUUCUCCAGCUUCGGCCAGCUGCAGCUGCCCCUCUUCCUCCUCUUCCUCAUGAUGUACAUGCUGACGAUGCUGGGGAACGCUCUGGUUAUCUUCAUGAUCAGGCUGGACCGCCGCCUCCACACGCCCAUGUAUUACUUCCUCAGCCACCUCUCGCUGCUGGAGCUGCUCGUCACCACCACUGUCACACCCACGAUGCUCCUUCUCCUCCUCUCCCAGCGCAAGACCAUCUCCUUCUUGGCCUGCGCCCUCCAGGGCUACGUCUACUUCCUGGCAGGCUCAGCUGAGGUUCUUCUGCUGGCCUCCAUGUCUGUGGACCGCUAUGUGGCCAUCUGCAACCCACUGCGCUACACGGCCAUCAUGAGCGGCCAGGUCUGCCUCAGCCUGGUGUUGUCCUGCUGGAUGAGCAGCUUCAUCUUCAUCUCGACUUCCAUGGUGCUCAAGGCCAGGCUGCCCUUUUGUGGGCCCAACGCCAUCGACCACUUCUUCUGCGACAGCGCCCCCUUGCUAGAGCUGAUCUGCGCUGACACCAGCCUCCUCUGGGCCCUGGACUUGGCCAUCUCGUCCUUCCUCCUCCUCAGCUCCGUUUCUGUGACAACGGUGUCCUAUCUCUGCAUUGUCGCCACGGUGAUGAGGAUGCCCUCAGCCCAGGGCAGGCAAAAGGCCUUCACCACCUGCACCUCCCACAUCAUGGUGGCCUCGCUCUACUACGGCAGCUCCAUCUUCAUCUACGUCAAGCCGGCUGACAACUCCUCCGCGGGCUUCAACAAGGCAGCCACGGUGCUGAACACAGUGGUGACACCCCUGCUCAACCCCAUCAUCUACAGCUUCAGGAACAAGGCGGUGAAGGAAGUGCUGAGGGAUGGGAUGGGCCGGAUGGGCGCUGCCCUCCCUAAGAGUGCUUGA